Molecule: messenger RNA, 2453 nt
Organism: Pristis pectinata (smalltooth sawfish)
Lineage: Eukaryota; Metazoa; Chordata; Chondrichthyes; Rhinopristiformes; Pristidae
Gene: uqcc1
Product: ubiquinol-cytochrome-c reductase complex assembly factor 1
Exons: 9
Coding region: 187-1011 (274 amino acids)
Biological process (GO): mitochondrial respiratory chain complex III assembly
Cellular component (GO): mitochondrion
Source: RefSeq, a predicted model, not a curated record
UCUUGCUUCCCCUGGGCUGCUCCCAGUCCGGGACGUUCUGCGAGAACGGGGCAGAAUGGGAACCUUCCUUUCGCGCUCCGUGUUUUCCGGAGAGUACCCGGAGCGGUGAGCGGAGGGCACCGGGCGGACUGGAACCGUUGGGGGACCGGAAAGUGGAGGGAAGGUCAGGACAAGAUCGGCGGGGGGAUGAGUGGCCCUCUGCUCCGUGUGUUGCGGCAGAGUGUGGGGUUCGGCAUCAACAUCCUCAGGCUGGGCAGUCCUGCCUUGGGCAGUGGGUUACUGCAUGCUUCACCUGGACAGUCGCUGCCAUUUCGGGCUGGUCACUCCACACCAAGGUUUUACAAUGUGAGAGAGACAGCUCAGCCUGUUGAAGAAGAAGUGGGACCCUUCACCAAACUGGUCGAAGCAUUAGGAUUCACGGGACCUCUGAAGUACAGCAAAUGGAAAAUUAAGAUUGCUGGCCUGCGCAUGUACACGUGCUGUGUGGAGAAAAUAGACUACGAAGAGCUUUUUGAAAGAUGCAAUCUGUCAGACACUUUGAACUCCUGGUUCCUUGUCGCACAGCUUCACGUCUGGAUGUCCCUGGUGCGUAUGAAGCAGGAAGGCCGAGAGGGCAAGUAUAUGUGCAAGUACAUUGUACACUCCAUGUGGGAGGACCUGGAGCAACGGGGUAAAGUAAUGGGGAUCGAAUCGGUUGUGUUGAAGGAGCAGAUACAAGUUAUGACACAGAAUUUUUAUGCAGCUAUUUUUGGGUAUGAUGAGGGAAUUUUAUCAGAUGAUCGUGUGUUAGCUGCAUCUCUUUGGAGGCACUUCUUCAAUAAACAGUGCGAGGAUCCAAGACAGUUGGAGCUGAUGGUUGAAUAUGUCCGCAAACAGAUGCAGUACCUGGACUCGAUGAAUGGGGAGGACCUGCUGCUGACGGGGGAGGUGGAGUGGCGACCUCUGCUGGAGGACAACCCCCAGAGCAUCCUGAAGCCGGUCCCACCCGCCUACAACGACGAGGGGCUCUGACCUGAGGCGAUCCAUGCCCCCAAAGUUCCCAGAUGCACCCCCCAUCAGGUGCAGAAGCGUUCAGUGACAAUCAUACCUGUGACUAAGACAACUCGAGUUCUUAAUCCAGUUUGUAUUUAUUCCUGGGUUUUCCCUUUGUCCCCUACCCGAUCCACCUAUUCGUAAUAUGAUCCUGGGUUAUGUUUCCCCUGUCUGAAAUGCUCACCCUGUCCUCCUCCACACACCCCAGGAAGCUGGGUUAACUUCCCUGCCUUCCUGUGGGUGAGGUGGGUAAGCAUUUCCACCCUGUGCUAUUGCCCAGAUCUUCCACAAAGGCUUCAAACACGAUAUGCGGUACUUUAAACUCCAAGCCAAACUGGGCUACAACUGAAAUCUGGGCAGCCCAGUGGACACGGUUCAAAGGGGUAAGGACACGGCUUGCGAUUCAGCGAACCGUGGGAACUCACUGGGCUGAAAUCUUUAAUCUUUUCUGUAGAUAAUCUACCCGUGUGGCCUCUAUGUUUUUGUUAAGCCAAUAGGCCUAAGGUUCAAACACACUUUAGAAAUGUGUGCAGUGCAGACAGGGUAGACAGAAUAUGAGGCACACAUUGCGGGUGCAAGGCUGCUGAUGCUGAACAAAGCUCCAAGACUGUCCUGUUGUAGCUGCAAACCCUCACUGAAAUCUUAAAUCGCAAGAACAAACAGACGAGUGGGAUGUUGUGUGUGAGAUGUACACAGUGUUUCAAUGAGAAAGCAAAGUUUCAUCUGCACACAAACAAACCAGUUACGUCAAAGCUAGUUCAUUGGCUGUAGAGCGUCGUAGCAAGGGGGCUGCAUAAAUGCAAGACUUUUUUCUUAGAAAGCAAAAUCGGUGGCCAGUAUAAUUAGGCAUGGGUGCUGAAGGCUGUAAGUGUCCCGUGUGUCCUCCCAUCCCCAACCCAGCUUCUCCGGGGAGAGUUCAUGUAUACUUUUGGAAUAUACUUGGGAUGGGCUUCCUGGUUCGGACUCUAGUUGAUUAGUUUUGGUUCCAAGUGUUGGGAACCCUGGCUUUGACCUCACUGGGAUCUCCUCACACUCGCUCCACCAUUCCUCCUCCAUUUCACUUGCAUAACAUCCUCUGCUCUCUUGCUGAGAGAUCGAGUUCUCCACUAUGGAUUCCUGCUGAAGAAAGAUCGAGGCUGCAUAAACUGAUGGUACAGGAAAACAUUGGCCCGGCAGCAAACAGUGUCUCUUUUGUAUCUGAGUGGAGAUCAGGAGGCUGCAGAUUCUCUUCCUGAUCUGUGCUGGGCUUUGUUUCUUAACCUGGACAUCAGGCCUAUGUAUAUAGCGUAUAUCAAAUUCCUUAAGUUUGUAUUAAAACAGUUCAAUCAACUUAUUUGCCAGUGCAGUGGGGAUUUCACUAUUGUAUCAGAUAAUAUUUCUCUAUUAAAGUAUAAAUGUUCAGUUGACGUGAUUGCAGAUUA